GCACCGAUUUUGGCAUGAUUCACCCAUCCUCUCAAACUCAUCCACAUAUCUAGCUGUAUCCAACCGAUUGUAUUCAUAUCUCUUGUACGAGUUACUCUCUGUGUUCCUAUGCCUAGAGGAAACAACAACGAUCGAGGCCGUGGAUUUCGAGGCUCUCCUAGAGGUCAAUAUCGAGGUGGAAGUCGUGGACGCGGACGCGGACGAGGUCGUGGGCAAUUUCACAACGACACACAUGGAGGAGCCUACCCUCACACCGAAACUGAUUUCGUGGUCCAGGUCUGGCAAGAACCACCAUCGAAUUACUUUUCGAGAGGUGGGAGUCCGUGGCGUGGUCGAGGGGGACGUGGACGUGGAUCUGGAAUUAGGGAUCAGCGAUACCUCAACGAGGAGGAAGUACCCCGCGGCGUGGAAUGGGUAUUGGUAUGGGUACUAGGGGGAGAGGACGGGGACGGGGAGAGUUUGACUGCUCCUACUGGCAGAGCACGACCAGGCUUUGGCCGUGGUCAGAACAGAAAUGGACCUAACACUCUCGACUCCGCAAGGUACCUCAGACCUAUUAAAUUCGUGCCAUCUGUGCAUACGAAGACGUUGUUUGGAGAGGUAGAAGAGAUUCUUCAGCCUGUAGCUGAGAGCGCUGGUAUGUCGAGGAAAGCCAUGUUCCCACUGCAGGAUCGCGUUACUCGUGUAUUCAGUGGAAGGGAUCUGCCCCCUCCAUCGUCGUCCGAUGAGUUGGAGGAGGUUGAUUUUGCUGAUAUGGGUAAACUGCUUCCUCGGCUUGGUAAAGCUCAGGCUUCGACUAGUGCUCGGGUCCCUCAAGUCGCCUCUUCUUCACGCGAGGAGGUAUUCACUGGGAUGUAUAACAAGAACAAUCGCAAUGUCAGGCCCUCACCCCGUCCAGUGUCGAAGCACACAGAUGCAAAGCCCAAAAAACCUGUCUUCGUAUCCACUGAUGUAGUCGUCAGUAAGACGAUCGCAACUUCGGUACACGGCGUCACUACGCUAGAGAAAUCAGCAGCUGCUCUGGUUAUAACUCAAGAUGACGAAAUAGCCGUCGAUAAACCAGAGACGAUCACAUUCUCGCAGCCUCCGGCAACAUCAAUCUCAAAUGAAAUCACUGCUUCUCCUGCACGUCUUCCAAAAGACGAUACCCCCACCUUCUUCGUGGAUACAGAACCUACCAGGCAUCGCUCCGCUAGUGACAUCGUGCUUUUUGAUCGUACCCCCUGGGUUGGCGCUCCUCUUGGGGAAGAGGACGAACUUAUUGUUUAUGUUGCGCCGCACCCACGAUCAGGGCGAGCUUCGCCCAUUCCUGAUGUUCCCCGCGUACGGUUACCCUUGAGGUCUGUACUGACAGGGACUACCAAUCCCGUGCAAAAUCACUCCCUUCCUCAGUCUCCAGUCGAUGAUAAGAUAAUCCCCACACAGUCCAGUGAACCCCCCCAGUUCUCCUCCGUUUCGUUCGGUUUCACUUCUCCCAACGUAAAGAAACAGCGUCAAAGACCCGUCUUCACUCCUGGCGAUCGCUCCAAAGUGAGGGUGCAAGCGAGGAAACAAGAAGCCCGAGUAGUGCGUAAACGUGCUAAACGUCAGGCGUUGUUUGGGUCCUUUGGCGCGAUACUCUCGGAAGCCCGAUUGAGGGACGCCGAUGAACGGGAGCGCAGGGACGUCCGAUGGGAGUCUAGGCGGAAGGAUGACUCUGAUAUUGAUUGGGGUGAUGGCGACGACGACGUUCUAGAAAAGGAUGGCAUUGAUGAAGUGUCUAAUGGACUGGGAGGCAUGGAUCUGGACCCGGAUCUUGAGCCCAAUUUGGAGGCUAUGAAAGGGUUCGUUCAGAGUAUGAGCGCAGAGGGAUCGCGGCAUGUCACGAUGGAUGACAUUCAGGACGAAGAGAGGACGAAGAUGGAGGACGAGGAAGAAGAAGACGACGGAAGUGAUUCCCACGGGUCUUAUAACGACACGAGCGACGAAGAAGACAAGGAGGAAAAUGCGGUGUUUGAAGUAGAGGAAGAGAUACUUAUUGCCGAAUCGGAGGACACGAAACCUCGUGGACCUUCACCCUCAGAUGAUUCUGACGAUGGGGAAGAUUCGUCUGACGAUGACCUCAGUCCCCGAGCUAAUUUCCAGAGUAGACUUCAUCGAGUCCGCGAGAAAUCGCGCGCGACCAAGCCAGAAACAGAAACACCUGAAAGCGAUUCAGAUGAGUCGUCUGGUGAUGAUUUCCCGCGAUGGAAUCGAGGUGAUGCCGACGAUGAUUACAUUGCACAAAUAGAGGACCUGCUUGAAAUGCAUAGCGAUAUAGCUAGCAGUAAAAACCAAAAACUACGCAAUAAAGUAUUCCGGGCAAUACAUAAUGGUCAAUUUGACCACCUCGACGAUUACGUGGAAUUAAACGGGUCCUUCACCUACACAGAGAUGGAGCCAGCGAAGCGCAAGAAAGACAAGAUGAAGGAACUGCCUGAUGAUCUUCAAGAAAUAUGGGAGAAAGAUCGAGCCAAGAAAGCUGAACGCAAACAAGCUCGCAAAGAGGCUCACAUUCUCGCCGCCGCCGAUCCCUUUACGCCAAAGAAAGGCGGUAAAAAGGGGCGCAAAGCGAUUCAAAUUCCGAAUGCCAUCGUAGAUAUGGAUUCACUAGAGGAGCAGAUUCGCCGCUUUAUUAUCGAUGAUAUUGGCGGAAAGAACAACAAUAGGAUGGUCCUUCCUCCGAUGGACAAGAUGUCGAGGAAGCAAGUUCACGAACUUGCUAACGCGUUUAACCUCAAGAGCCAUAGCAAAGGCAAAGGAGAUAGGAGAUAUAUUACUCUCACCAAGGCCACGAGGACGCGUUUCGCUGAUGAACGGAAAGUUAAGAAUGUCAUGAAGAGACAUGGAGGUGGAUUCGAUACAAUGCCUCGACACAAAGAUGGAGAUGAAGUUGGCAAGGCUGCUCCAAAGAUUGGAGAAACGAAUGUCGGGUUCAAGAUGCUUGCUUCUAUGGGUUGGGCAGAAGGAGAUAGGAUUGGCAGUGUUUCGUCCACGGGGAUUGAUGCCCCUUUGACAGCCAUCAUCAAGAACACGAAGCGAGGUCUAGGCGCGACUCGAUAGUCGUAUGUCAUCACAGCGAAACUUAAUGUAUCUUCGAUGAUCAUAUUUUGACCGUGAGCCCUGAUCAUAGCUAAUCCGCAAAUGCUGGGAAUGUGAAUCGAAUGGUAUGCGUCUUCGUGCAGAGGUUGGACUUCUCACCUUCUCAAGGCACCCCAUAGUUGGUGAGAACACUCGCAAGGAGGUGGUCGUUCGGACAUGAAGUAGUGGGGUAGUUUAUAUGUAGAUAACCUCCUGCCCUGUGGCAGUGUCGAUUUGAAUAUUCGACACUAAUCGACACCCUUGAUACAUCUAAUAUAAUAAAUAGCGAGAAUAGUUUUAUUUGAUGAUAUAUUAUAUGCUACAGUGAAAAAACUAUGAAAAUAUGUGCUGGAAUGACG
Suillus paluster is the source of this 3458-nucleotide messenger RNA. RefSeq lists its product as uncharacterized. Lineage: Eukaryota; Fungi; Basidiomycota; Agaricomycetes; Boletales; Suillaceae. The transcript has 9 exons. Gene Ontology annotation, molecular function: nucleic acid binding. The record is from RefSeq and is a predicted model, not a curated record. Bases 109 to 3081 code for a protein of 990 amino acids.